AGAAAGAGAAUUUUUCUCCUUAAUUUUUCAACAUGUUCUUACUUGUCUGUCAAUGCUGGGGAAACAUGCUCAAGUUCCUUAGUUUUUUUGUAGAGAUAGCUAUAGAAAAAUAGUUCUCAUUUUACCUGCAACUUCUCAUGGACCCUAAUUUCUCAAUGGUCUGAAAUCCAUCUUGUCAUGAACAUAUUACUGAAGCAGCAGAGACAAAAAUAAGGAAGAUUUCUUCCCUCAAACCACAGACUUGUCAUGUCUUAUUAUUACAAUGAAUCUUUUGAAAAUCCAGACUACCACUUCUCAGAGACACUGGAAAUUGAUAGAAACAGGAGAUCUCAAAGGAAUCUGUUACCUCACCAAAACCCCUAUGAUUCUUCACCAUAUGGUAUCUACGGAGAGCCCAAUGGAAGAAGAGAGAAUUACUCUCCAGACAUACCAAUGGCCUCUGUGAGACAUGGCUCCGAAUACAGAGAAAGUUUUCCAAGAGCUGAUGUCCAAAGCAGAAGUCCAUAUGGAAAAUUCUAUGAUAAUCAUUCCUUUGAGCCUGAGCCAGAAUGGGCAUACAGCCCACCUUCUCCCUUCCAUCCGUUGGAUGGCCCCUAUGCUUCCAGUUUUUCCAAUGCAUCGGAAGAAGAAAAGUUAGUUGAAAAUCUUGCAAGUAUGUCCACCCAUGAAAGGAUUAAAGCAAUCCAGAAAAUGCCAGAGACCAUGAAAAAAAAGAGAGAAAUCAGGAAUAACGUUCUUAAAGAAAUCACAGAAAAAUCAGGGAGACGCGGUACUCAGCUUGACUGCUGUACACAGUGCCUGCGCAGAACAGAAGUGUCUUUUAGACAAUUUAGAAAUAGCUUGUCAGAACAUUUUCACCAACUGUGGUUAUGGCACAAGACUCUGAAGAUCAUUGGUGGCGAGUUUGGAACAAGCGUUCUUUCGUAUUUUAUUUUCUUGAAGUGGCUGCUAAGUUUCAACAUCUUCUCAUUCCUCAUAAACUUCAGUUUCAUCACAGUCCCUCAGUUUGUUGCAGCAGAACCAAAUAACCUUUCAUUCACGGGUCUGGAGCUGCUCACUGGAGCUGGUUAUUUUCAACAAACUGUACUCUACUAUGGCUUUUACACCAAUGCUACAAUCAGUAAAACGGAGAAUGGUGCAUCUUAUAACAUGCAGCUGGCCUAUAUUUUUACUGUUGGCAUAUAUUUUGUCAUCUGUUUGCUUAUCUUGUUGUUCAGCAUGGCAAAAUCCUUCUGCAGGAACUUCAUUAAUCCUCAGACAUACUCUGGAAAUGCUAGCAAACUUCUCUGCACUUGGGACUUCAAUAUAACUAAUGAAAAAGCAGUGAAGCAGAAACAAAAGAAUCUCAGCACACAAAUAAAGGAAAGCCUCACUGAUGUAAACAAGGAAGUUGUAAAUUUUUCUGUAACAGAGAUACUUGUUCAUAUUCUUAUUCAUCUUGUUGCCUGGGCUGCUUCCCUGGGAACAGCAGUGGCUGCUUGUGCCGGUGUUUACUUCCUCUCCAUUAAUAAUCUAGAGCUGUUUAUGGAAGGGCAUAAAAAUGACCUGGAGAGCCAAGCUGCCAUGUUGGUGCUACCAAUUGUUGCAUCUCUCCUCAAUGUGCUCAUCCCAUUCUUCUACUCAUGGCUUGGACACCUGGAGAAAUUUCAGAAUCCCAGAAACAGGACAUAUGUCACUAUUGCCAGAAAUAUCAUCCUGAAAAUAUCAAUUAUUGGAAUACUGUGCUACUACUGGCUUAACAUUGUGGCGGCAUCAAAGUCCCAGUGCUGGGAAACACUGAUUGGCCAAGAUAUCUAUCGUCUUAUUCUGGUUGACUUCAUAUUUUGUUUGCUUGGCUCUUUUUUUGGAGAGUUUUUACGAAGAAUUAUUGGAACUACAGUCUGUGUAAGCCUGGGAGUGCCAGAAUUUGAUAUUGCACGAAAUGUUUUAGAUUUGAUCUAUGCACAGACUUUGACCUGGAUUGGUAUUCUCUUCUCACCUCUGCUGCCUGCUAUCCAGAUGAUAUCAUUUUCUAUAGUAUUUUACACAAAAAAGGUCAGCCUAAUGAAGAAUUGCCAACCCCCUCGCCAAGUCUGGAGAGCAGCUCAGAUGACAACGUUCUUCCUGUUCCUGCUGUUUUUCCCUUCCCUCACUGGAGUCCUGUCUGUCAUUGCAGUUACUGUCUGGAGGUUAAAACCUUCAGAAGAAUGUGGUCCUUUCAGAGGUUUGUCUUCUAUGUUUGCAGCAGUCUCUGAGUGGAUAAAAAUACUGGAAAAUUACACUGGCUCAAAAUGGGUAGUGUGGAUCUACAAUAACUUAAUUACAAGUGAACUUUUCUUCUUCAUCCUCUCCAUCAUUUUCCUAAUUAUUACUUAUCUUUACUGGCAAAUAAUAGAAGGAAGAAAGACCAUGGUCAAGCUCUUACAUAAGCAAAUUGUUAACGUUGGAAAAGAUAAAAUGUUUUUACUUCGAAAGCUCCAUUUACUACAGAGGGCAAAACAAAACCCAUCGGUGCCAAGAGGACGAGACCAGCAGGGAAGAUCUUCAUACCACCCAUCCAUGCAAUGUGCCCAGCAAGAGCCAAACUACCUAGGCAGGACAUUUGACAGAAAUCAAAAUGCAUCCUACAAUGAGUAUCCCUAUUCUGCUGGGAUCUUGACGCGGACUGACUUCCCACCUGAUUUGGAUACAUCCCAGCCCAGCAGCAGCCCAGGCGUGUCUGAAGCAGUGGCACUUGCUCUACGUGCCAGACAAGCAGCUCAGUGGGAAGAUUAAGAAGACGAUGUAGAUUUCCAACUGCAAGCAGGCAGGAUCAGUGGUAAAUGUUGUCACUGAUGCUGUGCAGAAAACAAUACCGAUCCACAUUCAUGACUGAAAGAACCACUUUUUCCUCCCCAAAUGGAACAAAAAUAGGAGACUGCAAAAUGUAUCUUCCCUGCAGUUUAUUGUAAGACAGGGAACGCACUGCAUAUUAGGUUUGGUUUUGUAGUGAAAUUCUGGUGAUAAUAUGGCCAGGCCUGGAGGAAGACUUUAUCUUGUUCCACUGCUGGUCAUUUGUUGUUGACUAAAUGUAAGAAAAUUUGUGCCUAAUUUUAAGUAAAAAGCUUUGGUCUAAAGCUAUUUUUAUAUGUUAGAUUGUUCAAACAGCUUUUAUCUGAUCUAAACCAAAGGUGGAGUAGCAGUCAAAUAAAAACUAAAAAACUAAAACUAAAGUGCAGUUGUUUUGAAUGA
Messenger RNA from Oxyura jamaicensis (ruddy duck), 3210 nucleotides. RefSeq names its product transmembrane channel like 5 (gene TMC5). The transcript is spliced from 22 exons. Gene Ontology annotation, cellular component: plasma membrane. The record is from RefSeq and is a predicted model, not a curated record. Bases 247 to 2754 code for a protein of 835 amino acids. Lineage: Eukaryota; Metazoa; Chordata; Aves; Anseriformes; Anatidae. Gene Ontology annotation, molecular function: mechanosensitive monoatomic ion channel activity.